GCUGAGGCUGAGGCUAUUUGUUGCUGCGCCGCCACCGCCCGAACUAUGGUCCGUGCUCCACUCGGGCUCUUUUAGCAGCAGCCGCCGCCGCCGCCGCCCUGUGAUCGCUGGCUUCACUUCCUCCUUCUCUUCUUGCUGAGCCACUUUCCUCCUAGAGCUAUGACCGUCGUCUCCGUCCCACAGCGGGAGCCACUUGUCCUGGGUGGCCGUCUUGCGCCCCUGGGCUUUUCCGCCCGCGGUUACUUCGGGGCCCUGCCGAUGGUGACCACGGCCCCGCCGCCUUUACCCCGGAUCCCGGACCCCCGGGCACUUCCUCCCACCCUUUUCCUCCCUCACUUCUUAGGGGGAGACGGUCCCUGUCUGACUCCGCAGCCUCGCGCCCCAGCACCUCUGUCCAACUGUAGUCUAGCUACGGCGGGAGGCACCCCUCGGGCAGCACCAAAGAAGCGGCGGAAGAAGAGGGUGCGGGCCAGCCCGGCGGGGCAGCUGCCCAGCCGCUUCCAUCAGUACCAGCAGCACCGGCCGAGCCUCGAGGGCGGUCGGAGCCCCGCGACGGGCCCGAGCGGAGCGCAGGAAGUCCCGGACCAGGCCGCCAAUUUGGCCCCGGGUCCUGCGGCCGCAACCCAAACUGAGGAAGCGAGCCUUUUCCCUGGCCCGGUGCCGCCCGCGGUGCCCGGCCAACCCUCAUUUAGAAGAGAGGUUUUAAAAUCAAAGAUGGGAAAAUCGGAGAAAAUUGCCAUUCCCCACGGCCAGCUUGUUCAUGGUAUACACUUGUGUGAACAACCAAAGAUAAACAGACAGAAAAGCAAAUAUAACUUACCACUAACCAAGAUCACCUCUGCAAAAAGAAAUGAAAAUAACUUUUGGCAGGAUUCUGUUUCAUCUGAUAUAAUUCAGAAGCAGGAAAAAAAGCCUUUUAAAAAUACUGAGAACAUUAAAAAUAUGCAUUUGAAGAAAUCCGCAUUUCUAACUGAAGUGAACCAAAAGGAAAAUUAUGCUGGGGCAAAGUUUAGUGAUCCACCUUCUCCUAGUGUUCUUCCAAAGCCUCCUAGUCACUGGAUGGGAAGCACUAUUGAAAGUUCCAACCAAAAUAGGGAGUUGAUGGCAGUACACUUAAAAACUCUCCUAAAAGUUCAAACUUAGAUCUCAGAUUGCAGUAUGUCUGUAAAACAUUUUUUUUCCAAAAUCCCUGGACUCUUGAAAAGAAAAUUGGUACAGAAAUGGAAAUUUGCCUUGUAACAUACAAGUGCAAAGGAGUUUCAAAAAUUACAAACAACUUGUAUUAUAUUUUAUAUUUUGUAAAUACUGUAUACCAUGUAUUAUGUGUAUAUUGUUCAUACUUGAGAGGUACAUUAUAGUUUUGUUAUGAAAGUAUGUAUUUUGCCCUACCAAAUGGUAGGUGUUUUGUAUAUAUACAGUGGAGAAAUUUUAAGUGUGCUAAGGCACAUGGAAGACCGAUUUAUUUGCACAAGGUACUGAGAUUUUUUUUUAAAGAAACAGCUGUCUAAUCUCAAGGUGAAGAUCUAAAUGUGAACAGUUUACUAAUGCACUACUGAAGUUUAAAUCUGUGGCACAAUCAUUGUAAACAUGGGGUUUGUUUGUUUCUCUAAAUUGAUUUUUGCCUUCUAAUCUGUAAUUACUGGAAAACUCCUAUUCCCAUUUUUACCAAACUUAAUUUCUGGGUUUUGGUUUAUCCAUUCAAAUUUAAAAUACCUCUAAUUUUAAUGCCAACAAAAUUGGUUGUAAUCAAAUUUUUAAAUAAUAAUAUAAUUUGGCCCCCCCUUUUA
Messenger RNA from Panthera uncia (snow leopard), 1787 nucleotides. RefSeq names its product proline rich nuclear receptor coactivator 1 (gene PNRC1). The record is from RefSeq and is a predicted model, not a curated record. Gene Ontology annotation, biological process: nuclear-transcribed mRNA catabolic process, nonsense-mediated decay. Gene Ontology annotation, cellular component: nucleus; P-body. The transcript is spliced from 2 exons. NCBI's taxonomy places the organism in Eukaryota, Metazoa, Chordata, Mammalia, Carnivora, Felidae. Bases 160 to 1143 code for a protein of 327 amino acids.